Molecule: messenger RNA, 703 nt
Organism: Paramisgurnus dabryanus
Lineage: Eukaryota; Metazoa; Chordata; Actinopteri; Cypriniformes; Cobitidae
Product: interferon gamma-related-like
Biological process (GO): immune response
Cellular component (GO): extracellular region
Molecular function (GO): type II interferon receptor binding
Source: RefSeq, a predicted model, not a curated record
UCGGAGCGCUAUAACUGCACGGUUUCGUUACGAAAGAUCCAAACUCCACAGGUAGAAAGAUGAAUGUAUGGUGCAACGUGGUGCUUCUGCUUAUAGCGUCUCUUCAGGUAACUGAUGGAGCCAGGUUACCUCGAUCAAGAAAUGACAAGGAACAGCUGCUGAAGAAACUAGAGGAAAUAAUUCACCCUCUCCAAAAGUAUUAUACCACAACUGGCACAGAAUGGGUCGGGAAUUCUGUUUUCGCUCCCUAUCUGGAUCAGCAGAAUUUGAGGGCUUCCUGCACGUGUCAGACGAUGUUGCUGGAUAGAAUUUUGAAAAUCUACGAAGAAAUCUUCACAGACAUGAGCAACAACGCUGAGAAGAAAGAAGUAAAAACCAACCUAACAAAAGCGGUGAGCGAGGUAAAGAAGCUGAGACUUAAAUUUAAGGGAGAGCAUGAGCUUUGGAGAGAUCUUCAGGACGUUCACUUAAUCAAGGCGAAAAAUGGUACGGUCCAGAAAGGAGCGCUGAAUGAAUUUCUCAUGGUGUUUGAUUUGGCCUACUGAGAUGAACGUUGGGUCUACAGAGAGCACAGAUGAAGGAUGAAGUAACAAGUGUUCAACAAAGAGGACAAAACUUCUAAGCAUUUACUACAGCUUUAAAAUCAAUUAUUUAAUUGUAUUAUUUAUUACCUUUUAAUUAUUUCUCAUUUGAUCUGCCUGCA